AGUAAUACAUUCCUCAGAGUUUAUGCGUUUAUUAGCAAAACACGAGACGAAAUCUGAUAAUAUUAUUACAGAAGCAUAUAUGCAGCAAUAUACAUGAAAUUUGCUGUAUAAAUUACCAUUUCAAUAGUCCUGUGGAACAUCACCAUCCCAGGGAGAAUCGCGCAUUGAUCCAGUGUGCAAUUUUUGGGGUAAAUAUAAUCACGUGGCGCCCAGACAGCCAAUGGGAGCGAAAGAAGCCCAUGGAAAUAAUUACCUGGCGUGAUUGUUCUAUGGGCAGAUAAAAAGUACACAUACACUCCAUAUAAUAAACGGAUGCAUGUAAAAGAGACUACAAGCUUCGUCAUGUCGACCACAGGUCCCAUAAGCAAUUAUUAUGUGGAUUCCUUGAUAAACCAUGAAAGCGAGGAAGUGCUGGCGACGCGUUUCUCCACUCCUGAACUGCUGCCCUCCGGCUCCCGUCCUGCACCCCUGGUACCGGAGUGUAGUGAUUUUCCUUCCUGCAGCUUCACCCCGAAAUCUCCGGUGUUCACCACUUCCUGGGGCCCAGUUCACUCUCAGACCUCUGUUGUUUACCAUCCGUACACUCACCAGCCUCAUUUGGGAACGGACUCGAGAUACGUGCGCUCUUGGCUGGAGCCUAUUUCUGGUCCCGUGUCCUUCCCCGGCUAUCCGGCGAACAACCGACACUAUGGGAUGAAACCGGACGCGAUGCCUGAGCGAAGAGCCGGAGACAGCCUGGCCUCUAAUGGCAGGGGCUUCUCGGAGUUUCUGUACAGCUCCUCCGCUGAUAUCCGAGACAAGACGCAGCAAAACAUCCCGUCUCCAGCGUCGGAGAUUGUGGCCUCGGGAAAACACAAAGACGAGAAGCCAGACUUAGAUCCCAAUAAUCCAGUGGCGAAUUGGAUCCAUGCUCGGUCCACUAGGAAGAAGCGAUGUCCAUACACAAAGUACCAGACUCUCGAACUUGAAAAGGAGUUUCUCUUCAACAUGUAUCUUACCAGGGACCGACGAUACGAAGUUGCUCGAGUCCUAAAUCUAACGGAGCGACAAGUUAAAAUCUGGUUCCAGAAUCGACGGAUGAAGAUGAAGAAGAUGAAUAAAGAGAAGAACGAUACAAAUGAACAAUAAUGGGAGAUAUCCAACUGAAGCAAAGGGACACAGUAAAUACAGAAAACCUCUGAAAAACAACAAAAAACAUACGAAACGUUAAGAGGAUAUCCCUCUUAUUAGUCCUCUCACAUUUCCAUCUGAUCCUGUUUUAUUUUAGAUGUUUCUGCACGUAAUGCAUUUUAUCUAAACAAUUUUGGAUGUGCAGUUUGUGUUAUUUUUGUAAUUUGUUUCUUUAUGUGUGCCUUUGUGUAUGUAUAUGUAUAUAUGUGCUGGGGAGGAGGAAAACAUAAAAAAGCUGAGACGUUCUUAAAUUCUUCACUGAAAAACACCAGAGGAAAGUACUUGAAUAUAUAUUCUUUCCGUUACUUCAUAAUUUAUGGCUCUUUUGCAUAUAUAGUAUUUUUAGUUUUGGCACUUGGUUGUUAUUUUGAAUACUUUGAACACUUUGUACAGAAGAGGAUAUAACAACAGAAGCAGGAAUGUAUGUCUAUGUGUCUAACUGGAAUAGAUAUCUUGUAACUAAUGGUGAAUUUUUACAUUCUUACAAGACUCGGGAAGGUUGUGUUGUUAUGUGUGGAUUUUGGAUAUGUAUAAAUAUAACCAAAUGCCUUUAGUCUGCAUUUGUUUGUUUUGUGCUGCGUACAUUUUUAGUAGGCAUGCACACACGUGUGCCUGCUGUACGUGCCUAUAUAUAUGUGCGUGUGUGUGAGAGAGAGAGAGAGAGAGAUAAUGCUAGAAAAAGCUACGAGCAGUGACACGGAUGUGUGAUGCAAGAACUCGGCAUGUGCACUAUGUACGUAUUGUGGAGUACAUUCGUGAUUAAAAGCAUCUGGCAGGUUAGCUCAUUAUUCCUCAUGUUGGAUUUCUUCUUUAAUGAACAUUUCCUGACCAGUACCCUCGACCAUCAUUUACCAUGCCCUGGAAAUGAGAAUACAUUGUCAUCUCAUUCCCAAC
This is a messenger RNA of Scleropages formosus (Asian bonytongue), 2064 nucleotides long. Its product is annotated as homeobox protein Hox-C9a-like. The record is from RefSeq and is a predicted model, not a curated record. Gene Ontology annotation, molecular function: DNA-binding transcription factor activity, RNA polymerase II-specific; RNA polymerase II cis-regulatory region sequence-specific DNA binding. The transcript is spliced from 2 exons. Lineage: Eukaryota; Metazoa; Chordata; Actinopteri; Osteoglossiformes; Osteoglossidae. Bases 313 to 1128 code for a protein of 271 amino acids. Gene Ontology annotation, cellular component: nucleus. Gene Ontology annotation, biological process: proximal/distal pattern formation; anterior/posterior pattern specification; regulation of transcription by RNA polymerase II.